GAAAAAAAAAGCUCCGCCGCAUAUUCUCAGAUCGGAUCUUUCGCACUAGAGAGAGAGAGAGAGGAUGCAGAGGGACGUGUCGAGCUGCAACACUUACAACUAUGGAGACGCUCACUACUGGGACGCUCGUUACGUGCAAGACGCUCUCUCUUUCGACUGGUACCAACGCUACUCUUCUCUUCGCCCUUUCGUCCGAAACUUCGUCCCCACUUCUUCACGAGUCCUCAUGGUUGGCUGUGGCAAUUCCCUUAUGUCGGAGGAUAUGGUUAAGGACGGAUACGAGGAUAUUAUGAACGUUGACAUCUCUUCCGUGGCUGUUGAGAUGAUGCAAACCAAAUAUGCUUCUGUUCCUCAGCUCAAAUAUAUGCAAAUGGAUGUGAGAGAUAUGAGCUACUUUGAGGACGAGUCCUUUGACACUGUUAUUGAUAAAGGAACACUUGAUUCAUUGAUGUGUGGGAAUGAUGCUCCUCUAAGUGCUUCGAGAAUGUUGGGUGAAGUUAGCAGGCUGAUUAAACCUGGAGGGACCUAUUUCCUGAUAACUUAUGGUGAUCCGAAAGUGAGAAUGCCUCAUUUGAAUCCUUCUACUUAUAACUGGAAGAUCUCCUUAUACAUCAUACCAAGACCAGGGUUUAAAAAGCCAGGAGAGUGUAGCUCGUCUUGUCUAGAAGCAAUACCAUUGACAAGUGAAGGAAUGUUGCCACAUGAUUAUGUUCUGGAGGAUCCUGAUUCCCAUUUUAUCUACAUAUGCAAUAAGACAGAUGAAGAAGUAUCUCAAAUACCCUCAUACCCAUUAAUGGAAGAUGUUCUGUAGUGUGAUGCUUGUGUAUGGCGAAGAUCAAUGCCAAAACUGUGCACUAAGUGUUUUCGUUUUGAUCUCAGGUCUACUGUUGUAUUCUUGUAUUUCUCUUUUUGAUCUAUAUCCCAGUUGUAACUCUAAAGUUUAAGUUUCUUUUAUACGAAUAAACAUCUUUCUUUUUUCAUAUAUUCUUGUAUAAAAUCUUCAUAGUGAAAUCAUCAUUUUA
Eruca vesicaria subsp. sativa (arugula) is the source of this 1022-nucleotide messenger RNA. Lineage: Eukaryota; Viridiplantae; Streptophyta; Magnoliopsida; Brassicales; Brassicaceae. The record is from the annotation of a GenBank genome assembly.